AUGACGCUCCUGGAGAAGCUUUUAGGCAGUACACUGGUGUCGCGGCGCGGCGAGACGUCCACCGAGGAGGCGUUGGUGCACAAGACAGUGGUGGGGCUGUACUUCACGGCCAGCACUUGUCGCCCGUGCCGAGCCUUCACGCCUGUACUGGCGACUGUGCAUCGCAACAUGACUCUCAGCGCGUACAAGUCGCUGCACAUGAAGGACCAGCUGGACGUGGUGCUGCUGUCGAUUGACCGCAGCCCUGUGGCCUUCCACGACUCGCUACUGCAGACACCGUUCCUAGCGGUUCCGUUCCACCGGCGCGACGUGGUACAGGAUUUGUGGAAGCGCUACGACGUGAAGACGAUCCCGACGCUCAUUUUCGUGGACGCCAAUGGCGAUGUGGUCGAGCGCGAGGGACGCCGCAUUGUCGAGAACAACUACAUGGAUCUUCGCAAGAUAUGGGAUCAUAUCGCUCCGUCUUUCCCGUCGUCUCCAGGGCCCGAGGCCGCCAUGUCGUGA
Phytophthora nicotianae INRA-310 is the source of this 504-nucleotide messenger RNA. RefSeq lists its product as hypothetical. NCBI's taxonomy places the organism in Eukaryota, Oomycota, Peronosporomycetes, Peronosporales, Peronosporaceae. Bases 1 to 504 code for a protein of 167 amino acids. The record is from RefSeq and is a predicted model, not a curated record. The transcript has a single exon.